Messenger RNA from Eutrema salsugineum, 2377 nucleotides. RefSeq names its product cryptochrome-2. The transcript has 5 exons. The coding region runs from base 299 to 2164 and encodes 621 amino acids. Lineage: Eukaryota; Viridiplantae; Streptophyta; Magnoliopsida; Brassicales; Brassicaceae. The record is from RefSeq and is a predicted model, not a curated record. Gene Ontology annotation, molecular function: DNA binding; FAD binding; blue light photoreceptor activity. Gene Ontology annotation, cellular component: nucleus; cytoplasm. Gene Ontology annotation, biological process: circadian regulation of gene expression; blue light signaling pathway; entrainment of circadian clock by photoperiod.
GUGGAUAAAGUUAUCUACUUUUUCUUCUUGUGAAUAUUAUCUGCACAUUAUUGCAGCUAAAGUUAUCUACGUCUUCCACUAGAUCUCAAAUCUUUCACUUGCAUACCCAAAUUAGCAAGGAGAGGUAAUCACCAAAAAUAACCUUCAUAGUUCCUUGAAGAUCUUUGUCCCCAAGAGAUAUCCACUCUGAUCGAGUUCUGAACUACCCCCAGGAAUAGCUUUUGGUCUGAAAUCAUGGCAGAAUUUGGACAGAGUGUGGACUUUUAGCUGAUUUGGUCUUGAUCGCUGAUCUAUAAGUAUGGCGACGAACAAAAAGACUAUAGUUUGGUUCAGAAGAGACCUAAGGAUUGAGGAUAAUCCUGCAUUAGCCGCUGCUGCUCACGAAGGAUCGGUUUUCCCUGUUUUCAUUUGGUGUCCGGAGGAAGAAGGACAGUUUUAUCCAGGAAGGGCUUCAAGAUGGUGGAUGAAACAAUCACUUGCUCACUUAUCUCAAUCCUUGAAGGCUCUUGGAUCUGAGCUCACUCUUAUCAAGACCCAUAACACCGUUUCCGCGAUCUUGGAUUGUAUCCGCGCCACUGGUGCCACAAAAGUCGUCUUUAAUCAUCUCUAUGAUCCUGUUUCGCUAGUUCGGGACCAUACCGUAAAGGAGAAGCUUGUGGAACUUGGGAUCUCUGUGCAAAGCUACAAUGGAGAUCUACUGUAUGAGCCGUGGGAGAUUUACUGCGAAAAGGGCAAACCUUUUACGAGUUUUAGUUUGUACUGGAAGAAAUGCUUAGACAUGUCGAUUGAAACCGUUAUGCUUCCUCCUCCUUGGCGGUUGACGCAUGUCACUGCAGCGGCUGCACCGGUUUGGGCAUGUACAAUUGAAGAACUAGGUCUAGAAAACGAGGCCGAGAAGCCGAGCAAUGCGUUGUUAACUAGAGCCUGGUCCCCAGGGUGGAGCAAUGCUGAUAAGAUACUAAACGAAUUCAUUGAGAAGCAGUUGAUAGAUUACGCAAAGAACAGCAAACAAGUUGUUGGGAAUUCAACCUCACUGCUCUCUCCAUAUCUACAUUUCGGGGAGAUAAGUGUCAGACGUGUUUUCCAGUGUGCCCGGAUGAAACAAAUCAUGUGGGCAGGAGGUAAGAACGGUGAAGGAGAGGAAAGCGCGAAUCUUUUUCUAAGAGGGAUUGGUCUGAGAGACUAUUCCCGGUACAUAUGUUUCAAUUUCCCGUUUACUCACGAGCACUCGUUGCUGAGCCAUCUUCGGUUUUUCCCUUGGGAUGCUGAUGUUGAAAAGUUCAAGGCCUGGAGUCAAGGCAGGACUGGAUAUCCAUUGGUGGAUGCCGGAAUGAGAGAGCUUUGGGCUACUGGUUGGAUGCAUAACAAGAUAAGAGUGAUCGUUUCGAGCUUUGCGGUGAAGUUUCUUCUUCUUCCAUGGAAAUGGGGAAUGAAGUAUUUCUGGGAUACUCUUUUGGAUGCUGAUUUGGAAUGUGACAUCAUCGGCUGGCAGUAUAUCUCAGGGAGCUUACCUGAUGGCCAUGAGCUUGAUCGCUUGGACAAUCCUGCGAUACAAGGGGCGAAAUAUGACCCAGAAGGCGAGUACAUAAGGCAAUGGCUUCCGGAGCUUGCGAGAUUGCCAACGGAAUGGAUCCAUCAUCCAUGGGACGCUCCUUUAACCGUACUUAAAGCUUCUGGUGUGGAACUUGGAACAAACUAUGCGAAACCCAUUGUGGAUAUCGACACAGCUCGUGAGCUACUCGCUAAAGCCAUAUCAAGAACUCGUGAAGCACAGAUCAUGAUCGGAGCAGCGCCUGAUGAGAUUGUAGUGGAUAGCUUCGAGGCCUUAGAGGCUAACGCCGUUAAAGAACCAGGUCUUUGCCCGUCUAUGUCUUCUAAUGACCAACGAGUACCUUCGGCUGUUGCUUACAAUGGGUCAAAGAGAGUGAAACCCGUGGAAGAAGAAGAAGAAGAAAGAGACAUGAAGAAAUGUAGAGGAUAUGAAGAAUUUAGUAGAGAAGAAGAAAAGGACUUGUUUUCGACUGCUGAUUCUUCUUCUUCUUCGACGGUUAGGAGUGUGUUCUUGGUCUCGCAGUCUUGUUCGUUGCUAUCAGAAGGGAUGAAGUUGGAAGGUAUUCAUGAUUCAUCCGAUCAGAUUACUGCAAGUUUGGGAAAAAGUGGUUGAAAAUCUUUAUCAAAAUAAGAUUUAAACUGUUCUUCUUGUUAUGAUUAUAAAGUAUAACAUGUAGAAGUGUGAAUGUGUCUUUUCACUCUUUGUCCCUUUUGAUAAUGCUCAGAAGGAAAAGAUUGAAAAAAACAUAUAUAAUGCUAAUAGUUUCGGUUUCUGUUUCUAUGUUUGAACAAAAUAUAUGUAUGUAUGUUCUUGUGGUGUUUGGAA